Molecule: messenger RNA, 1899 nt
Organism: Nasonia vitripennis (jewel wasp)
Lineage: Eukaryota; Metazoa; Arthropoda; Insecta; Hymenoptera; Pteromalidae
Gene: Caf1-55
Product: probable histone-binding protein Caf1
Exons: 5
Coding region: 336-1631 (431 amino acids)
Biological process (GO): regulation of gene expression
Cellular component (GO): NuRD complex; nucleus; ESC/E(Z) complex
Molecular function (GO): histone binding
Source: RefSeq, a predicted model, not a curated record
AGCGUCUCUUGGCGCGCUCCGCAACGAUGGACGCCCGUCGAUGCGUCUCCUGAUACUUUCCCGCGCGGAAAAUCCCGAGGAUAUACGGAAAUCGUGUUGUCUCCCAAUACUAGUUGGAAGUUUCUGAGAAUCGGUCAAAGUUCAGUGGGGCGCGAAUUAGAGCUUGCUUGGCUUAUAAAAAUUUAUCGUUUGCACGACGCGGCUAGGAGGGGCGGGCAACCGCGAGGGCUUGUUGCGGCUUCGGCUUAUAACCUAUAAUCAUAUAUAAGUAUCCUUCGUAAGAUAGUUGAUAGCUGUCUCGAGUUGUGUGAAUAUUUUUUUUCAUCCAGUACAAAAUGAGACUCGACGAACAUCUUCGCCGAGGGGAGACAUUCGACGAUGCAGUCGAAGAACGCGUCAUCAAUGAGGAAUACAAAAUCUGGAAAAAGAACACUCCUUUCCUCUACGAUCUCGUGAUGACCCAUGCUCUGGAGUGGCCAUCGCUGACAGCACAGUGGUUACCCGAUGUGACCAGACCAGAGGGAAAGGAUUACACCAUCCACCGUCUCAUCCUUGGCACACAUACUUCCGACGAACAGAAUCACUUGUUGAUUGCCAGUGUUCAACUGCCAAACGAAGAUGCCCAGUUUGAUGCUUCUCAUUAUGACAACGAGAAGGGUGAAUUCGGAGGCUUUGGCUCGGUCAGCGGUAAAAUUGAGAUAGAAAUUAAGAUCAAUCACGAGGGAGAAGUCAACAGAGCAAGAUACAUGCCUCAAAACCCUUGUGUCAUUGCCACAAAGACGCCUUCCAGCGACGUACUGGUUUUCGACUACACCAAGCAUCCUAGUAAACCGGACCCCAAUGGAGAAUGCCAUCCAGAUUUAAGGCUACGAGGACAUCAAAAAGAGGGCUAUGGUCUUUCAUGGAAUCCAAAUCUCAAUGGUUACUUGCUCAGCGCAUCGGAUGAUCACACAAUCUGCCUUUGGGACAUUAAUGCUACACCUAAAGAGAAUAGAGUUAUCGACGCCAAGACAAUCUUCACGGGGCACACUGCUGUCGUUGAAGAUGUAGCGUGGCAUUUGCUCCACGAGUCACUGUUUGGCUCAGUAGCCGACGAUCAAAAAUUAAUGAUCUGGGAUACUAGGUGUAACAAUACGAGCAAACCUAGUCACACCGUCGAUGCUCAUACAGCAGAAGUGAAUUGCCUUAGCUUCAAUCCCUAUUCAGAGUUCAUUUUGGCAACCGGUAGCGCUGACAAAACUGUUGCUCUUUGGGAUUUGAGAAACUUGAAACUCAAGUUGCAUUCGUUUGAGUCGCAUAAAGAUGAAAUUUUCCAAGUUCAAUGGUCGCCCCAUAACGAAACAAUUCUGGCAAGCAGCGGAACCGACAGGCGUCUGCACGUUUGGGAUCUCAGCAAAAUCGGCGAAGAGCAGUCCAGUGAAGAUGCCGAAGACGGUCCUCCUGAACUACUGUUCAUUCACGGUGGGCAUACUGCCAAGAUUAGCGACUUUUCGUGGAAUCCAAAUGAGCCAUGGGUGAUUUGCUCAGUGUCUGAAGAUAAUAUCAUGCAAGUGUGGCAAAUGGCCGAAAAUAUUUAUAACGAUGAAGAACCCGAUACGCCAGCCAGUGAACUCGAAGCUGGAGCUUCGUAAGCGCGCGUCGGCUUUACAAAGCAACAUGUAUUUUCAAUUAUAAAUUACAAAAUACUUUAGCUGUAGUGUUGUGUUUUUCAUUCUUUAAAAGGUUCAAUAUCUUAGAUUUUAAAAGAAAUCAGGCAUGCAUUUGAAUACCUGACCACGACGACGACGACGACGACGAUGACAAGCAUCAUUUUUCACAUUGUUAGUGUAAGUUUAUUUCUCGAUAUUUUUAUGUAAACAAGGUUUCAACAAAUGUAUAAAAUUAAUUUCCUUUUUUUAA